AUGUGUUGCGUGCCUAUAAAGUCUUUGAACGAAACCUUUAAUACUAAUCUUUUCUGUUUCGUUUUGCCUCAUAUAACGGACGAAGUACCGAGUCAGGAAAUACCUUUAAACGACAUUAAAAUACCUAGUAACCUCUGUUUAGCAGAUCCCCGCUUCCACACGCCAUCGUCGGUGGAUUUAAUUAUUGGUGCGGAUGUUUUUUGGGACCUAUUAGGGGUACGUAAAAUUAGUUUAGGAAACGGAAAGCCGGUACUCAUUGAAUCUAGGUUAGGAUGGCUAGUCUCAGGCCCCUUAUUAAUAAUGGCCAAGUACCGUAUUCGAUUUCUAACACUAAGUCGUUUUUAG
This is a messenger RNA of Parnassius mnemosyne (clouded apollo), 345 nucleotides long. The record is from the annotation of a GenBank genome assembly. NCBI's taxonomy places the organism in Eukaryota, Metazoa, Arthropoda, Insecta, Lepidoptera, Papilionidae.